Molecule: messenger RNA, 1333 nt
Organism: Paramisgurnus dabryanus
Lineage: Eukaryota; Metazoa; Chordata; Actinopteri; Cypriniformes; Cobitidae
Source: RefSeq, a predicted model, not a curated record
UCCAGGUUUCUUUUUCACAAGUAAGCCCCGUAUUUAUAGGCGUGUCAACAGAGUUUAAAUACUUCAGCGUAAUUCGUUGCUUAUACUUUUUCACGAGGGUGAAAGAAUCACAUAGGCUACUGCGUGGUGUCUUGAACUUUACAAAAUGGCAAACACAGAUCAACUUGAUAAUGACAAUGUCUUUUCCGUGGGUGUAAGUUCAUAUGGAGGAGAGGAGGUCAGUCAUGAUGGACACAUUAACAUACAAGACCUGACAAUCAUGAUUGAGGAAAAUGCAUCUCAAAUUCGUAACGAUUUUUUACAAAUAAAUAGAAACUAUAAUUUAAGGAUUCUCGACUAUCUGUCAAAAGAAAUCCCUGAUUAUCCAACCCCUGUUGAGUUUCACAUCUCUGAGGUGACUCAUGUCACUAACAAACAUGGUUUUCAGGAAAUCUUGAAUUCAGAGGGAUUCAAGGCAAGAGAAUAUAAAGAUGAUACGUUCUCAUGGUGGAGCCUGAAGAUCAAUGAAGAGAAUAUAAAUGAAGCCGAGGAGCGUUAUCUAGAGGAGAUGUUCCCAGACAGAACCCAAGAGCAAAGAGAAAAUCAGGAGACAUUCCUGAAUAAAUUCACAACAUCACCUGCAUUCGACAUUCAGAAAUCACGCUAUGGUAACUUUCGGUUCACAUUUCCUCUGAAUGAACUGAUGGAAGCAUACAAGAAUCAAAAGUGUGGAGUGAAAGAUCCGGUUCUCAGGGCAUACAAGACCACAUUUUAUAAACAAGAGAUUAUGUAUGUUGUUCUCAUUCACAGCCCAGAGGACAAUGAGAAGUUUGAGAAAUUCCCAGAGAUUGAAUCCAGUUUAUUAUUUGAUUAUAAUAAUGAUACAAUUAUCUGGAAAGCACAAGCAAUUUGUGAAAACCAUGAAUAUCAGUUGCUAUUGGAUGAAGAGAAUAGAAUAGCAGAGACUGAACAUAUUAUCAACCAGUUCUACGUGUGGGAUCAUGUUGCCUUGGCGUUUCACUUCAACGGAGUUCUACAUUUCCCUAAAGAAAAGCUUAAAGAGAGCAUCACCUGUUGUGAAAUAGACACAAUAAACCUUUCACGAAGUGAGCGCUUGUCACUUGAAGAAGCUGAAGAAAUAAAACACCAUUAUACUUCCAUGUAAACCUAGGACAAUCAUGAAAUGACCCAUGACAUAUCCAGUUCACAUGCACUGUGUGAUGAAUGAAACAUACUGAAAAACAUAUGUUAAUCAUGUUAGGAAGAGUUUCUACAAUCUUUUUUAAAUAACCAAUCAGAAUCUUAGAAAAACUAAAGAUGAUGUAGCCUACAUAAAUUCUUGUGUAUACAGUAU